Solanum pennellii is the source of this 597-nucleotide messenger RNA. RefSeq names its product cytosolic sulfotransferase 12-like. The record is from RefSeq and is a predicted model, not a curated record. Gene Ontology annotation, cellular component: cytoplasm. The coding region runs from base 1 to 597 and encodes 198 amino acids. Gene Ontology annotation, biological process: sulfation. Gene Ontology annotation, molecular function: sulfotransferase activity. NCBI's taxonomy places the organism in Eukaryota, Viridiplantae, Streptophyta, Magnoliopsida, Solanales, Solanaceae. The transcript is spliced from 3 exons.
AUGGAUUUGUGUGGAUACGUAAAAGCUCAAAGUAGAGGUGGAAAGAAAUAUAUCCUGGUGAUUGUUGAUGACUACUCACGGUUCACUUGGACUAUGUUCCUCAAAUCCAAAUAUGAGACGGCUGAGCAUAAGGAUGAUGAUGAUCUUGAGGGACUGCUUCAUAUUCAGAGAGAUGAAGCAAAUAUCCACGCACUAAAGGAGGUAGAAAUCUCGAUGGUUCUGAUUCUGGUCAAUCCGAGAAGGAUGAUGCAGUUGACAAGACUGAUGAGAGAGCUUCUUCGUAACACUUUCGAUUCAUCUAACUGUCGAGUUGUUUACAUAACAAGGAAUCCAAAGGAUACAUUGGUAUCAAUGUGGCAUUUCACAAAUAAAUGGAAGGCUGUAGAUCAAGAUGGACCAUGGCAUAUCGAAGAAGCUAUAGAGAAAUUUUGUUCAGGAGUAUUUCCUGGUGGACCUUAUUAUGAUCAUGUUAUGGGAUUCAAAAAUUCAAGCUUGGAGAAACCUACGAAUAUAUUUUUGAUAACUUAUGAAGAGCUAAUAAAAGACACAAAAAUUCAUGUGAAGCGAUUGGCGGAGUUUCUAGGGUUUCCGUUAUGA